AUGAGGGGCAAGGAAUUGGAUGCCUUUGUAUGUCUCUUGCUGAUUGGAGCAGCCAGUGUGACAGCUAAGCCCAAGCCUGGAGGCGGUGGUUGGUCAUCCGGCGGCGGUGGCGGUGGUGGUGGUUGGUCUGGUGGUGGCGGCGGCGGUGAUGUUCAGAUUAUCAAAGUAAUCACAGAGAGCGGCGGCGGCGGUGGAGGUGGUGGUUGGUCGUCCGGCGGCGGUGGAGGUGGUGGAGGCUGGUCUUCUGGCGGGGGAGGCGGUGGAGGCUGGUCCUCCGGCGGUGGAGGAGGAGGAGGCGGUGGUGAUGUCAAACUUGUCAAAAUUAUAAGCCUUGGCGGCGGCGGCGGCGGAGGAGGUCAUGGAGGCGGCGGUGGUGGCCAUGGAGGCGGCGGCGGUUGGAGUUCGGGCGGUGGAGGCGGCGGCGGUUGGAGUUCUGGUGGUGGUGGCGGCGGACAUGGUGGAGGAGGCGGCGGCGGUGGCACAAAGAUCAUUAAAAUUAUCAAACUGGGCGGCGGAGGAGGUGGUGGCCAUGGCGGUGGCGGCGGCGGCGGUGGUCAUGGCGGCGGUGGCUGGCAACCAUCUGGAGGCUGGGCCUAA
Molecule: messenger RNA, 597 nt
Organism: Drosophila willistoni
Lineage: Eukaryota; Metazoa; Arthropoda; Insecta; Diptera; Drosophilidae
Product: glycine-rich protein 5
Exons: 2
Coding region: 1-597 (198 amino acids)
Source: RefSeq, a predicted model, not a curated record